Molecule: messenger RNA, 762 nt
Organism: Cercopithifilaria johnstoni
Lineage: Eukaryota; Metazoa; Nematoda; Chromadorea; Rhabditida; Onchocercidae
Source: the annotation of a GenBank genome assembly
AUGGCAAAUCGAAUCAAAACUCCGACAAAUGUCAAACUUCUCACCAAUGUAGCAGUGGUCCGAAUGAAAAAAUGUGGAAAACGAUUUGAAAUUGCAUGUUACAAAAAUAAAGUAAUUAGCUGGAGGAAUAAAACAGAAAAAGACAUCGAUGAAGUUUUGCAGACACAAACGGUAUUUACUAAUGUAUCUAAAGGGCAGGUAGCGAAACGCGAAGAGCUUAAUACUGCUUUUGGUACGGACAACCAGUUGGAAAUUUGUAAAAUAAUUCUAGAAAAAGGUGAUCUUCAAGUUUCGGAGAAAGAGCGCCUGGCGCAAUCCGAUUCGUCAUUUAAAGAAAUUGCUAAUUUAAUAGCGAACAUGUGUGUGAAUCCGGAUACAAAGCGUCCUUAUUCUAGUAGUGUUAUCGAAAAUGCUUUGCAUGAAACACAUUUAAGUCUGAAGCCCAAUCGUUCAGUAAAGCAACAAGCCUUGGAAAUAAUUCCCAAACUGCGUGAAUCAAUGAAAAUUGAUCGGGCAGAAAUGCGACUUCGAGUGUCUGUUGAAGCAAAAGAAGCUAAACGCAUGCAUGAUCGAUUAAAAGGGAUGUUCACAAAAAUUGAAGUUGAAGAUUGGGAGCAAGGAAAUCUUGAGAUGAUAGGACUAAUUGAUCCUGGUGCAUAUCGGCCAAUCGAAGAGUUGCUUCAGAAAGAAACAAAAAAGGCAGGACAUUUGGAAUUACUAGCGCUCAAAGUUAUUGGUGAAGGUGAUGUCGAAAUUUCAUGA